AGAAAACGAAAAUGUCUGUGGCGACGGAGGAAAUCAAAGCCAAAGGAGCCGAAGUCUACAAAGGAGACGAGAUUUGCCAAGAGAAAUCCAAGGAAUUGCUGAAGGAAAUCGGUCUCCCAAAUGGGCUUCUGCCAUUGAAGGACAUUGAAGAAUGUGGGAUCGUGAGAGAAACAGGGUAUGUGUGGCUGAAGCAGAGGAAGAACACGACCCACAAGUUCGAGAAGAUCGGGAAGCUGGUGUCGUAUGCGACGGAGGUCACGGCGGUUGUGGAGAAGAACAAGAUCAAGAAACUCACCGGAGUUAAGACGAAGGAGCUUCUGAUUUGGGUGAGUUUGAGUGAUAUCUAUGUGGAUGAUCCACCCACCGGAAAGAUCACGUUUCAGACUCCGGCGGGAUUGUUUAGGACUUUUCCGGUGUCGGCGUUUCAGGUUGAAGAGCCGUUGAAGCAGGUGAGUGAAAAGGAACAUGGUGUGGGCGCUGUCGGAGUCAAGGAGGUCUGAUCUGUAUGUCUUGUGGUUUUAUAUAAUGAAAUGAAUGUUUUAUAGCUAAUAAAUUAUGUGUUGUAGCUUGAGAAUUUGGUUUGCUGUCUGAUACUGUCUGGAUUUGGGAUCAUUGCAUUCAUGUUUGUAUUAAUGGUGCCUUGAUCUCU
Messenger RNA from Cucurbita pepo subsp. pepo (vegetable marrow), 649 nucleotides. It is a transcript of the gene SVB, whose product is annotated as plant/protein (Protein of unknown function, DUF538). The record is from RefSeq and is a predicted model, not a curated record. Lineage: Eukaryota; Viridiplantae; Streptophyta; Magnoliopsida; Cucurbitales; Cucurbitaceae.